GCGCUGCCAGAAGUCGUACCUCUGGUGGCCCAAGACGGAGAAGGUGAAGAACGGCCAGAAGGUCCCCAUUGGCAAGGAGUGCGGCUUCUGCAACUACGUGCGGAAGAAGUAUUACCCAACAGGUACCUCCCAGGCCGACGUCAACGAGGCCAAGUCGACGGCCGAGGGGGGAGCCCGCCGCGAGAUGCUCAGGGAGGACAGGGCGUCGGGCGCCAACAAGAUGCAGGCCAAGGAGGCGGCGAACAUCAAAGCCGCGACAGUUACUGGACAGAGAGCCUUCGAUGAAGCGUUCGCUGAAGGCACAUUCGAACCGUUGCGGUCGUUCGCCAGCGAUCGCAACCUGGAUUUCGACUCGGAGGAGGAGCUCGUGCACUACAUCGCGCAUUCCUUGGGCUUCCAGUGCGGGCCAGGCAAGUACGGCGACUACGGCGUCUUCGUCGCGGAGGGCCCGAAGGGCAGCUACCGGUUUCGCCGUGGCCUGGCGGAUCUCAGCGAGAUCCACAAGAAGGAGAGCCAUGAGAACGGGGAGGACGCGGAGGAGCAGCACGCUGAGAACUCCAAGAAGAUCGUCGGUGACUUUCGGACGGCCAGGCUGAUGGGCACGAAGACAGGGGGCAUCUUGUCCAGCUCCUCAGAUCUGUCGUCACGCGGAAGCCACUGCCCGAGCUUCGACUUCCCGCCGAGUGCGGCUGCAGGUGCUCAGGCGCACCGUGGCGACGCCGAUGGCACCAGCUCGCUCCUCAGCGUGCAGUCGCGCCGUCGCUCCGUCCGAGCCCCGACCGAAGGCUCGCCUGCGACGCCGUGCUUCAGAUCCAAGGCGGCGCCCACCGUGACUGACAAGAAGAAGAAGCUCAGAGUGAGUGACGGCGCCGUCGAUGCGGGCAGGAAGCUCUUGGAGGAGGUCAAGGAGAAUUGGACGUGCGAUAUUCUUUGGAACAAGAAGUACAGGGCCAGAGACUUCGAGAACCUUUUGACCAUGAUUUCGGCGAAGGCCUCGAAGGUAUCGACGGUCAUGGGCGACGAGUCUGCCGCGUCCAUCGCCGAGGACCUCUUCCAGGCGAGCGUGGACCUCGAGGAGUCGCGGGCUUUCGUCGCCAAGUUGAGGGAUUCGCCAGAGCAGGUGGUCGACGACAUUGGGAAAAGGGGCGCCUCCUUCAUCAAGAACGUGGACGACCCCACGAAGGCGAACAUCUUGUCCACGACGAUGUUCGCGCUGCUCGGCAGCAAGUCCGUGGAGACCCAAGCGCUCGGAGUUCGGCUAGCUCGAUUCCGCGAUGAUCCAGGUGCCCUCUCGAUUGCGAUCCUGCGCGAUGCGCCCGCGGAGUUCCAGACGACUUGCCAACAUAAUCCCGUGCAGGCGUUCACGGACAAGCUCAUCAAGAAGGGUUCGCAGCAGGAGUUCAUGGACGUCAUGAAGGCAGCCGAUGCCACCAUCGGCCCGUGCGACAUGGACAGCAUCGACCCCAGCAUCCCGCAGAUCGAUAAGCUCCCGCGGUCGCUCAAGAAUCUUGGAACCCAGCUGACCAACAACAAGGAUAAGUUGAGCAGCCGCCUCCGCGUGUGCAUGCGCGUGAGCGCAGGCACCGUGAACUGGGCUAAAGCAGGCCGGGAUCGCUUGUCAUCGGCGUCGGGUGCGGGAGAGGCCAACGUCACCACUUUCGGAGAUGAUGCGUUCAAGUCCGUGAGCGCGUUCGUCGCGUGCAUCAGCGACAUGUGCCACAGGUGCGAUAAUCAAGAAGGGCCUGUUGCCGUCUGGGCGCUCCUGUCGGGGUACAUGUCCGACGACGCGGUCAUGGAGAACAUCCAGGCGCUAGCGAAGUACAUCGACGGCCUCGACGACACUGGCGAGACCAAGGAUGGCGAUGACAAGAUCCUGGCGCUCAAAGACCGCGUGAGAUAUAUAUUGUAUGAGUCAAUUGGCAUGGCGAUGGGCUUCUUCAACUACUUCUCCAUGGACAUCGACGGGAUCUAUACUGGCAACGAGGGCUUCGAAGAUGCCGACGCCGACGCCGACGCCGGUCCAUUCAGGGUGCUGUCCAAGCUCGCGUGGGUCAUCUUGUUGUUCGAUGUCCCCCCCGCGGAGCGGAACACGAUCAAGGAGAUGAAGAGUCGGUGCGAUCUCAUUGUUUCGGCGAACGAGGUCAAGAUCCAGAGCGCAUCCAAGCCUAUGGAGAGCGGCAUCGUGAUGUGGAGCGAGGUCUGGCAGCAGGAGUCAUCCAUCUCAUGUUCGCCACGUUUGCCUGAAGCCUCGCGCGGUGCGUUGCCCUUCCAGGAGUUCAAUGACCGCAUGGCUUGCCGCCCAGUCAGUCGGCCGAUCGUGGACUACGUGACGCGCGCCGCUGCCUCGGACGGUUGUUCCAAGAUGACCCCGAAGUUCGUGCAGGUCGCAGUGGAUCUCAAGCACGUACUGCCCGUCGACGUCCAGACUCACGUCACGGCGUGCCAAGCCUACAACUUGAUCAAGGGCGCGGCCUCAUCUGCCCUGGUCGGCAAAAUGAUCGGCUGCAUGCAGGCGACUUCCGUCUUGAAGAGCUUCGAGGGUCUGCGCAGACCGAUCGCCGACAAAGCAGAGGUGGGCGAGUGGCGUGAGGUGAUCAUCAAGGAGUGGGGCGCUCGCUUCGCUGAGUUGCUCAAGAAGCUGGACUGCGAGCCAGCGCAGAAGUUCGUGGACAAGUACGGCCCCGCGGGUGAGGACAUCAUGUCGGCGAUCAGCGCCUGGACGUUCCACGAGGCAGGUAGCCCGAAGACGUGGCUGGCCUCUUCGGCGAGGGACUUGGCGCGGGAGCAGCAGUUCAAAGCGGUGGAAUUCUUCGUGUCCUCGCUGCCCACGUCCGAGCGCACCGUCGAGGAGCUCAAGAUGGCGAAGUCGUCAUUGACGUGGAUGAGCCCCCUGCAGGCCGCCCAACUGGACGAGCUGGUCACCGCCGUUCCCGUGGCCAAAGACUUGGCCAAGACGGCCACCCUCAUCAUGGCCAGCUGCGUGAUGACGAACAGCAUCCUCACGAAGAUCGGCAAGGCCGAGACGAAACGCUACGUGCUGGAGAAGCUCGCGGUCAGGAAGGCCGACCUCCCCGAGAAGCUGGUGGCCGCGAUGGGCGCCUCGCCCGAGGAGUCGUCCGCGUGCGCCGACGCCGGCGCGGCGCCAGGUGCCGCGUCGGAGCCCGCCCCGUCGCUCGAUGGCGCGGCCGCGCCGAAGCCCAAGGGGUCAUUCAAGGCCCCCAAGUUGCCGCCAAAGAAGGCCGAAUGA
Messenger RNA from Prorocentrum cordatum, 3247 nucleotides. The record is from the annotation of a GenBank genome assembly. Lineage: Eukaryota; Dinophyceae; Prorocentrales; Prorocentraceae.